Molecule: messenger RNA, 2254 nt
Organism: Oncorhynchus tshawytscha (Chinook salmon)
Lineage: Eukaryota; Metazoa; Chordata; Actinopteri; Salmoniformes; Salmonidae
Product: ras-GEF domain-containing family member 1C
Exons: 14
Coding region: 713-2221 (502 amino acids)
Biological process (GO): Ras protein signal transduction; positive regulation of GTPase activity
Cellular component (GO): plasma membrane
Molecular function (GO): guanyl-nucleotide exchange factor activity
Source: RefSeq, a predicted model, not a curated record
CAGUAUGAGUCAGUGUUGACAACUACCUCAACUAUACGAUGAUAUCAUCCACAGAGUUGAGAGCGGACUAGAGUUUUUUAAAUGUAGCUCCUGGCACCUUCUAGUCACUAUGCAGUUAAUACUUCAAGAAUGUAAAUUCUUAAACCCUUACUAUGUACCUAUGUUUGUCCUCUGUUGAUGUGUGUCUUUCUUUGUUUGCUGAAAUACAUACUUUUUUUUAAUCAAACAAUCAAAUACAACCAUGAGUUUCCUUGCUGAGAUUCAAUUGGCACAUUCCCACUGAGUUUCCAUCUUAGAGCAACAGCAAUAAGGUAACAUGAGGAAAGAGUAAGAGAUACACAGCUGUCCUAAAUAAUGUAAAUUCAUUCCAUUUAGACUACAUGGCUUGUAUGCUAAACUUACCUUUCUUAUCUUGCCUCUGUGUAAUCAUUAACCUUGCGGGGAUACAUUGUAAACGCGACUACUUCCUCAAACAGGGUGUUACUAUUCUGCUCUUCACAGAACUAGUAGCAUAGUAGGCUAAAUGCUAUUUAUCAGUUCCUGGACUUACACCAUUAUUUUGUUAGAAUUAUAUUCGUACAGUGUAGCCUAGUGUACAGCUUAUGUUUUUGAGGUCUGAAGAUCAUCAUAGCCCCUGCGUAAAUUUUCCACGUGUGUAGGAUGAUUUCGUAGAGAGCUUCUGAGGGACGUGUGUAUCCCAGCCAGGAGAGGAAUGCCCCAGACUGUGUUCCCAGCAGCAGGCACCAUGUUCACCCCCAGUGGCUUCAGCCCCCACCUGGCCUCCACCUGCUCUGAGGCUGACCCUGAGGAGGAGGAAGGCCCCCAGGAGGCCAGAGGACCUGGGGCUUGCGUGGCCGACGGACCCCCCAUUACCUCCGCCUCUCUGGACACUCUCAUCCAGCACCUGGUGCCCACCGCAGACUACUACCCAGAGAAAGCCUAUGUGUUUACGUUCCUGCUGAGUGCUCGUCUGUUCAUCUCUCCUCCUGAGCUGCUGGCCAGACUCUGUGACACCUGCAUCAAACAACAACAGUUGGACCAGAGUCCAAUGGACACGGCUAAAGUGAGGAAGUUUGGUCCCAAGAUCCUGCAGCUGCUGACUGAGUGGACAGAGACGUUUCCCACAGACUUCAGAGAGGAGAAGAUGGUGGGCCUUUUCAAAGAUAUCAUCCACAGGAUAGCACCCUGUGAUGAGGCAUAUUGGAAGACACUGAACCAGGUUUUGCAGACACUGAACCAGAAGCUGGCAGCCAUCGCCCAGGGAGAGGAGAGCAUUGUCAAAGUGAAUGCCUCCUCAGUCUCCUCAAUCUCAGACAAGCUGGUGGGCUUCAAGACCAAGCCUCCACCUAUCCAGAAGGAUAUACUGUCUAUCUGCAAUGACCCAUACACACUGGCACAGCAACUCACCCAUGUGGAACUGGAACAUCUCAGUUAUAUCGGUCCUGAGGAGUUUGUCCAAGCCUUUGUUCAGAAAGACCCACUAGAUAGCACUCAGCAGCCGUGUUUCAGUGAGCAGAAGAAGAAGACCACUAACCUGGAGGCUUAUGUCAGGUGGUUCAACAGGCUGUGCUACCUGGUAGCUACUGAGAUCUGUAUGCCUGCUAAGAAGAAACAGAGAGCCCAGGUGAUUGAGUUCUUCAUCGAUGUGGCCAGAGAGUGCUUCAACAUUGGCAAUUUCAACUCCCUCAUGGCCAUCAUCUCUGGUAUGAAUAUGAGUCCUGUGUCUCGGUUGAAGAAGACGUGGGGCAAAGCCAAGACUGCCAAGUUCUUCAUCCUGGAGCAUCAGAUGGACCCUACUGGAAACUUCUACAACUACAGAACAGCACUGAGGGGAGCCGUCCACAGGUCCCAGACUGCUAAUAGCAUCAGGGAGAAGAUUGUAAUUCCCUUCUUCAGCCUACUGAUCAAAGACAUAUACUUCCUGAACGAGGGAUGUGCCAACCGCUUGCCCAAUGGCCAUGUACACUUUGCGAAAUUUGUGGAAUUGGCUCGCCAGGUGGGAGAGUUUAUGACGUGGAAACAGAUAGAGUGUCCGUUUGAGACAGACAGGAGCAUCCUCCACUACCUCCACACUGCUCCCAUCUUCAGUGAGGACGGCCUCUACCUGGCAUCCUAUGAGAGUGAGAGCCCAGAGAACCAGGUGGAGAAGGACAGAUGGAAAGCACUCAGGUCUAAUAUUCUGGUGAAGACAAAAGAGCUAAAAGAGCACCAUGGCAGCUAACCCUCAGGCCAGCCCAGCAAGGGGGAGGGAGGG